Molecule: messenger RNA, 4277 nt
Organism: Zalophus californianus (California sea lion)
Lineage: Eukaryota; Metazoa; Chordata; Mammalia; Carnivora; Otariidae
Gene: OSBP2
Product: oxysterol binding protein 2
Exons: 14
Coding region: 39-2816 (925 amino acids)
Cellular component (GO): intracellular membrane-bounded organelle; membrane; cytosol
Molecular function (GO): cholesterol binding
Source: RefSeq, a predicted model, not a curated record
CUCCCCGCGACUCGGCCGCGCUCGGGUCGGCGGGCUCUAUGGGGAAAGCGGCCGCUCUGUGCCGAGGCGGCGGCUGUGGCGGCCGCGCCCGCGGACUCUCGUCGCUGUUCACGGUUGUCCCCUGCCUGUCCUGCCACACGGCGGCGCCGAGCAUGAGCGCUUCCACGCCUGGCCCCGGGCCGGAGCCCAAGCCCCAGCCCAAGCCUCAGCCCCAGCCAGUGCCGAAGCCCGAGCGGCAGCCGGUGUCGGAACAGGUGUCGGAGCCAGUUUCUGAGCCGGUGCCAAGACUGGAGCCUGUGUCUGAGAAGACGUCCGAGCCAAGGCCAGAGUCCAAACAGGGAACGGAAUUGCUGCUGGGUUUGGGGCUGGGGUCAGGGCCCUGGCCAGAGUUGGGCUCAAGUGUAGGGGCUGGGCCCUGCCCCAAGGCCUCAUCAGAGCAGCUGCCGGCCCUGGGGCCGGUCGUGGAGAGUGCGCUCUGGACCAAACCCGAGCCAGGGUCGCUGCCGGCGUCAAAGCCCCCGCCCCUGCUGCGACCCGGGCAGGUGAGGGCAUCUCUUGGGGUUCCAAUGUCAGGGACUGGGGCGACCUCCACGGCGCCUAAGGCCUUACUGCCUCUGGACAGCUUCAAGGGCUGGCUGCUCAAAUGGACUAACUACCUGAAAGGCUACCAGCGCCGUUGGUUCGUGCUCAGCAAUGGUCUGCUGUCUUACUACAGAAAUCAGGGUGAAAUGGCCCACACCUGCCGUGGCACCAUCAACCUGUCCACCGCGCACUUUGACACGGAGGACUCUUGCGGUAUCGUGCUAACCAGUGGGGCAAGGACCUACCACCUCAAGGCCAGCUCGGAGGUGGAGCGGCAGCAGUGGAUCACCGCCCUGGAGCUGGCCAAGGCCAAGGCUGUCCACAUGAUGAGCAGCCACUCAGAUGACUCUGGGGACGACGACGACGAGACUGCCUCUCCAGCUGACAAGAGCGAGCUACACUGCGCCAUCAAGAGCCUCUCCUUGAAGUUGGACGACCUCAGCACGUGCAAUGAUCUCAUCGCGAAGCACGGCGCCGCGCUCCAGCGCUCCCUGAGCGAGCUGGACGGCCUCAAAAUCCCCUAUGAGAGCAGCGAGAAGCUGAAGGCCGCGAAUGAGCGGGCCACCCUCUUUCGCAUCACCUCAAAUGCUAUGAUCAACGCCUGCAGAGACUUCUUGGAACUAGCAGAGAUACACAGCCGGAAAUGGCAGCGCGCCCUACAGUAUGAGCAAGAACAGCGCGUCCACCUGGAGGAGACCAUAGAGCAGCUAGCCAAGCAGCACAACAGCCUCGAACGGGCCUUCCGCAGCGCCCCCGGCCGGGCCGCCAACCCCACCAAGAGCUUCAGCGAAGGAAGCCUCCUAACUCCCAAAGGAGAGGACAGUGAGGAAGAUGAAGAUACCGAGUACUUCGACGCCAUGGAAGACUCUACAUCCUUCAUCACUGUGAUCACUGAGGCCAAGGAGGACAGAAAAGCAGAGGGUGGGACCACAGGCUCAGUGGACUGGACCUCAUCAGAUAAUGUGCUAGAUGGUGCCUCACUUGUGCCCAAGGGCCCCCCCAAAGUCAAGAGGCGUGUCCGCAUCCCUGACAAACCCAACUACAGCCUUAAUCUCUGGAGCAUCAUGAAGAACUGCAUCGGCCGGGAGCUCUCCAAGAUCCCCAUGCCGGUCAACUUUAACGAGCCCCUGUCCAUGCUCCAGCGGCUGACGGAGGACCUGGAGUACCACCACCUGCUGGACAAGGCAGUGCACUGCACCAGCUCGGUGGAGCAGAUGUGCCUGGUGGCCGCCUUCUCUGUGUCCUCCUACUCCACCACUGUGCACCGCAUCGCCAAGCCCUUCAACCCCAUGCUGGGGGAGACCUUUGAGCUGGACCGCCUCGAUGACAUGGGCCUGCGCUCCCUCUGCGAGCAGGUGAGCCACCACCCACCAUCAGCUGCACACUACGUGUUCUCCAAGCGUGGCUGGAGCCUGUGGCAGGAGAUCACCAUCUCCAGCAAGUUCCGGGGAAAAUACCUCUCCAUCAUGCCGCUAGGUGCCAUCCACUUAGAAUUCCAGGCCAGUGGGAAUCACUACGUGUGGAGGAAGAGCACCUCGACUGUACAUAACAUCAUUGUGGGCAAGCUCUGGAUCGAUCAGACAGGGGACAUCGAGAUUGUAAACCAUAAGACCCAGGACCGGUGCCAGCUGAAGUUCUUGCCCUACAGCUACUUCUCCAAAGAGGUAGCCCGGAAGGUGACAGGCGUGGUGAGUGACAGCCAGGGCAAAGCCCACUACGUGCUGUCAGGCUCGUGGGAUGAACAGAUGGAGUGCGCCAAGAUCGUGCAAAGCAGCCCCAGCAGCCCUGGCUCGGAUGGGAAGCAGAAGACAGUGUACCAGACGCUUCCAGCCAAGCUGUUGUGGAAGAAGUACCCGCUGCCGGAGAACGCCGAGAACAUGUACUACUUCUCUGAGCUGGCCCUGACCCUCAACGAGCACGAGGAGGGCGUGGCGCCCACGGACAGCCGCCUGCGGCCGGACCAGCGGCUGAUGGAGAAGGGGCACUGGGAUGAGGCCAACACGGAGAAGCAGCGGCUGGAGGAGAAGCAGCGGGUGUCGCGGCGCCGGCGGCUGGAGGCCUGCUCGCGGGGCUGUGGCACGGAGGAAGCAGAGAAGGAGGCCGAUGUGUACAUGCCGCUGUGGUUCGAGAAGAGGCUGGACCCACUGACGGGGGAGACGGCCUGCAUGUACAAGGGCGGCUACUGGGAGGCCAAGGAGAGGCAGGACUGGCACAUGUGCCCCAACAUCUUCUGAGCACCACCCCUACUGCAAAUACAGGCUCCUGCACAGCCUGGUCCACCUCUUCUUUAAUGCACUCAAUUUAGUACUCAGUGGCCCUAGUCCCCACACCUCCCCCCCACCUUUUUUUUUUUAACACUUUUUUGGGGCUCCCACUUGGAAGGAGUAAGUGCUGACCUGCAUUCUCUUCAGUUUCCAGGUACCCUGGGUCACCCGAGCCCCUUCAUUAUGGACUUGGGUCCCACUGGGACCCCAGCUCCCAGUUACCACAACUCAGGCAGGCUGGCCCGGGCCCUGGGCUGCCCCAGUCACCAGCCCCACCCAGGAAGGCACUGGCCCCUCCUGAGGAGCCACAUUUGACUUUUUUAGAAAAAACUAUCUCCAUUUCUUUCCAGCCAAGACGUUUAGUAAAUAUUUUUAGCACAGCACUUAGCAGACAACUUUCUAAGUGUGCUUUCUUGCCACAAACGUGUCCUGGCAAGAGCCCCUUCUUUUUAAGACAUCAGGAGGCCAGACCCAUUUGAGCAGGGAGCAUUUUGUCACUCAACAUAGCAGGGCCACAUCUGUAUCGGAGCUGCCCAGUCAGCGGGAGCCCAGGACUCCACAGAGAAGGGAACUGGAGGAGCCACCUGGCCCAGGAGAGCACAAGUCAGUUGUCUCUGGAGCUACAGCCACACCCACUGUGGGGGAGGGGGCGCCGAGCAGCCCCCAUGUAGAUUUGAGGGCACCAGCCCCUUGCCUUGCCUUGGCCAUGUUGAGGCUGCUCCCCAGCCCUAGAGAGGCCAGGAAGGGCUGGGGGGCAGGGCCUGCAGGUGCUCCCCACCCCAGAACCAGGCCCUAAAUCAGCAAUAAGAACAAAACACUUGGCUCAGCCUGGGCUGGUGCCCCCAGGCACCAAAGACCCAGUGUCCCGCCUCGGCCUCAGGCACCUUCAGGGUGCCCAUCUCCACACCCCCUGAACUCUUUUAUUUGCCUGAUUUAUAUAUAUAUGAUAUAUAAAUAUAUAAAAAUAGCUAUUUUGCUUAAAUUUCUAUGGUAUGUGAAAGUUAAAAAAUGAUGAAGACAGGGCACUCCUGUCUGAGUUUAGCCCUCCUGUCAGUUGUGCCCUGCCCUCUCCUCGGACCCCCUUCCAAAGGCUUCUGCCAAUGGUGGGGGUACUGGGCCACCGUGGCCACUGUCCCCACCCCACAAAACCUCCACUCCAACCCCUCCCGCUUAAGUUUGGUCCUGAAAAUUCAUCACAGGGUUUUUUUCUGUAUACUCCAGGACUGAUUUUGUUUUUAUAAAAAAACAAAAGUGAAAACACCAACGUAUGAAAUGCCUUAGGGUGCCCACUCAAGAGGCAGGGUGGUCUGGGUGGGGUGGGUGGCCCCACCAGGCCUGCAGCAGAGCUGUGCAAUGUACCUCUUCUCAACACUGUUUGUGAGGGAGCACCUUCUGACCGGUAAUAAAAACCUUGGAUUUGGAGUUUUCCAA